UCUCCAGUCACCAAAUAUCGGCCCAUUUCUAGAGAGAGAGAGUAAAAAUUUGGAAUUGGUAGAGAGAGAAAGAGAGAGAUUGGUGUUGUGUUGUGUUGGAGUUGAGAGGGGGCUUUGAGAUUUUCUCCCAAAGAGAACGUUUGAGAUUUUCUCGGGAAAAUUUUGUUUCCGAAUUUUCUCGGGAAAAUUUUUGAUAGGGGCCUAGGAAUUGAAUCAAGGAUCGAGGCUAGGGUUUGAAUUGGUCGAAUAUGUUGAUCAGGAAUGCGAAUCACUGAGAAUUGCAGCUCCGAUCUUGAAGUCAGUGUUGGAAUCGAGGGUUUGAAGCUAUGGAUGUAGAUUCUUCAAUGGUGCCGGAGACCGAUCAGGAUCCGUCGACGCCGAACCACGGCGCUCCUUCGAUCUCGGCUUCGAUGGAGCGGGAGCAGCAGCUAGGCGCUGCGGAGCAGUCGGCUCCGGCCCAACCUCCGGCGCAGCAGCAACAGCAGCAGCAGCAGCAGGCUCAGGUGCAGCAGAGUCCUGUGGCUGGGCCGAGGCACGCUCCGACGUACUCGGUGGUGAACGCGGUGAUAGAGAAGAAAGAGGACGGCCCGGGGCCAAGGUGCGGCCACACUUUGACGGCGGUUGCGGCGGUAGGAGAAGAAGGGACGCCGGGCUACAUUGGGCCGAGGUUGAUUUUGUUUGGUGGUGCCACGGCUCUUGAGGGCAAUUCCGCGGCUUCUGGGACGCCUUCAUCUGCGGGAAGCGCUGGCAUCCGAUUAGCAGGUGCCACUGCCGAUGUGCACUGUUAUGAUGUGAUAACAAAUAAGUGGUCUAGGAUCACUCCCUUUGGAGAACCGCCCACUCCUAGGGCAGCACAUGUGGCAACUGCUGUGGGAACUAUGGUAGUUAUUCAGGGUGGGAUUGGUCCAGCUGGUUUAUCUGCUGAAGAUCUUCAUGUUCUUGACCUCACACAGCAGCGGCCUCGAUGGCACAGGGUUGUGGUUCAAGGCCCUGGGCCGGGCCCUCGUUAUGGACAUGUCAUGGCUUUGGUGGGGCAAAGAUAUCUUAUGGCAAUUGGUGGAAAUGAUGGGAAGAGGCCUUUGGCCGAUGUUUGGGCUCUCGAUACAGCCGCAAAGCCUUAUGAAUGGCGGAAGUUGGAACCAGAAGGGGAGGGUCCACCUCCGUGCAUGUAUGCAACUGCAAGUGCACGCUCUGAUGGCCUUCUUUUGCUUUGUGGAGGGAGGGAUGCAAACAGUGUGCCAUUGGCAAGUGCAUAUGGACUUGCUAAACAUAGAGAUGGUCGUUGGGAAUGGGCAAUUGCUCCUGGUGUUUCACCUUCUCCUAGAUAUCAACAUGCAGCAGUUUUUGUUAAUGCUCGGCUCCAUGUAUCUGGAGGGGCACUUGGUGGUGGACGCAUGGUAGAAGAUUCAUCAAGUGUUGCAGUGUUGGAUACUGCAGCAGGCGUUUGGUGUGAUACGAAGUCUGUAGUCACUAGUCCCAGGACAGGCAAAUAUAGUGCUGAUGCAGCUGGUGGGGACGCUGCAGUUGAAUUGACCAGGCGUUGCAGACAUGCGGCUGCUGCUGUUGGUGACUUGAUCUUUAUUUAUGGUGGUUUACGUGGUGGUGUGUUGCUUGAUGACCUGCUUGUUGCUGAAGAUCUGGCUGCUGCUGAAACAACAAGUGCAGCUUCACAUGCUGCAGCAGCGGCAGCUGCAUCGAAUUUACAGGCAGGGAGGUUACCUGGAAGGUAUGGAUUCAUCGAUGAAAGAACAAGGCAAACAAUUCCUGAGGCAGCUCCUGAUGGUUCAGUUGUCCUGGGAACUCCUGUAGCUCCUCCUGUAAAUGGUGAUAUGUAUACUGAUAUAAGCACUGAAAAUGCAAUGCUCCAGGGAUCCCGGAGACUGAGUAAAGGUGUUGAGUACUUGGUUGAGGCCUCAGCAGCCGAAGCUGAGGCUAUAAGUGCCACAUUAGCUGCUGCAAAAGCUCGGCAAGUCAAUGGAGAAGUUGAACUACCAGACCGGGAUCGUGGGGCAGAGGCUACCCCUAGUGGAAAACAGAUAUCUACCUUGAUUAAAAUGCCUGAUUCUGCUGGAUCAAAUAAUAUUGCUCCUGCUGGAGUUCGGUUGCAUCACAGGGCUGUGGUUGUAGCUGCUGAAACUGGUGGAGCUUUAGGUGGCAUGGUGAGACAACUCUCAAUUGACCAGUUUGAAAAUGAGGGCAGAAGGGUCAGCUAUGGAACUCCAGAGAGUGCAACUGCAGCAAGGAAACUAUUGGAUCGGCAAAUGUCUAUCAACAGUGUGCCCAAGAAGGUGAUAGCACAUCUUCUGAAGCCUCGUGGUUGGAAGCCUCCGGUUCGCCGGCAAUUUUUCCUAGAUUGCAAUGAAAUAGCGGAUCUUUGUGACAGUGCCGAACGGAUAUUUUCAAGUGAACCAAGUGUUCUUCAGAUAAAAGCCCCUGUUAAGAUAUUUGGUGAUUUGCAUGGGCAAUUUGGGGAUCUCAUGCGCCUUUUUGAUGAGUAUGGUUCCCCUUCAACUGCUGGAGACAUUGCAUAUAUAGAUUAUCUCUUCUUAGGAGACUAUGUGGACCGUGGUCAACACAGUCUGGAAACUAUUACACUUCUCCUUGCUUUGAAGGUUGAGUAUCCCCUCAAUGUACAUUUAAUUCGUGGUAAUCAUGAGGCUGCAGAUAUCAAUGCUCUUUUCGGUUUCCGGAUUGAAUGUAUUGAGCGCAUGGGUGAGAGGGAUGGAAUCUGGGCCUGGCAUCGGAUAAAUCGAUUGUUCAAUUGGCUUCCUCUAGCUGCUCUAAUUGAAAAGAAAAUAAUCUGUAUGCAUGGUGGUAUUGGUCGCUCAAUAAAUCAUGUGGAACAGAUUGAGAAUCUUCAACGGCCAAUCACAAUGGAAGCAGGCUCAAUUGUUCUUAUGGAUUUAUUGUGGUCUGACCCAACAGAGAAUGACAGUGUGGAAGGAUUGCGACCAAAUGCUAGAGGUCCAGGGUUGGUUACUUUUGGGCCUGAUCGUGUUAUGGAGUUCUGCAACAACAAUGAUCUUCAGCUGAUUGUACGUGCACACGAAUGUGUGAUGGAUGGCUUUGAGCGAUUUGCGCAGGGACAUUUGAUUACUCUUUUCUCGGCCACCAAUUACUGUGGUACAGCAAAUAAUGCUGGGGCAAUCUUAGUUUUGGGUAGAGACCUUGUGGUGGUUCCAAAACUUAUUCACCCAUUACCUCCAGCAAUUUCAUCGCCAGAAACAUCGCCUGAACGCCAUAUAGAAGAUACAUGGAUGCAGGAGCUUAAUGCUAACCGACCUCCGACUCCAACUAGAGGGCGUCCUCAAGUUACAAAUGAUAGGGGUUCUCUUGCUUGGAUUUAGUGGAUCAGUUAAGAUUGUUUCGGUAUACUGAUUUUCAGGCUCAUGCUGCCACCUGGGUUUCUGGUGUUCUGUAUAGAGCAUGAUGCCCAUAUACGGGAAUUCCCGAACUUGUGAUAUCUUAGUUCCUGAUGAAGCUGAGAAGACUGGUUUUCAGGACAUGAUGGAUGACAAUUUGAGUGUUGAAAACCAGGUUGCAGGCGGGGGUUAGGAGUGUAGUUCAUUCGAUGUGCUAAAAGUUGCAAUUUGGGUUCCCCCUCAACUUUGCCCUUUGUACAUUGAGCCACAGGCAGGUAGAAGUCACAAAGUGUUGGGUUGUUGGUUCUCCCAUCUGGGUUGCUAGUGCUGGGUAUUUUCUCAUUAGUUUUUUCUUAAUAUAAUGUUUUUCCUUUUUUCUUUUGGGUUCUUUCCUCGUUUUAGAGGGGGGCUAUUGUUUCUUCUUCCUUGUCAAAAGAGGAUAUGAGUCUUCAGGUGAUGGGUGAGGAUAUAAAAUAUUAAAAAAGGGAAAACAAAAAAAAAAGAAUCUUUGUGGGCGUCCAUGUAUUAUAUAAGGUGUUGGUUUGUGUAAUUUUCAUUUAUGCUUUUUGUACAAUGUAACUUUCUGUGUGAAGAUAAAAAACGUUUUUGGCUGCUGAGGAACAUUAAAUUUGGAAUUUGUUCUAAA
Messenger RNA from Vitis riparia (riverbank grape), 4008 nucleotides. Its product is annotated as serine/threonine-protein phosphatase BSL3. Gene Ontology annotation, biological process: brassinosteroid mediated signaling pathway. The coding region runs from base 327 to 3347 and encodes 1006 amino acids. The record is from RefSeq and is a predicted model, not a curated record. The transcript has 21 exons. NCBI's taxonomy places the organism in Eukaryota, Viridiplantae, Streptophyta, Magnoliopsida, Vitales, Vitaceae. Gene Ontology annotation, molecular function: phosphoprotein phosphatase activity; protein binding.